AUAAUAGUAAAUCAGGAAAGAAUUCAACAUGAUAUAAUUAAUAAUGUUUAUACUAUACCAAGUGUAAUAAUUAUUGGUAAAACUUAUAUAGUUGAUCCAUCUAUUAGAAUAUGCACAUGCAUCACUGUAUUUGGAAGAUCACCUUGUAAGCACCAAGCUGCUAUUGUGAUUAAAUAUCAUAAAGGAUUAUUUAAUUAUUUUUCAGCUUUUUCUAUUGAUGAUUGUAUAACUUACCAUUAUAUUGCUUGUGAGACUAUCGCAAAAGAUUCUACAUUUUAUACAUCUUUACGUGCUUCUAUUAUAUUAGAAAAUAGUCAAAUUACUAAAGAAAAUGUCGAUCUUGCUUCUGAAGAUAUUCAUAAAGAUACACUUACUGCUGAUAGUGAUAAUUGUGCUACUAUUUGGUAA
Racocetra persica is the source of this 408-nucleotide messenger RNA. Lineage: Eukaryota; Fungi; Glomeromycota; Glomeromycetes; Diversisporales; Gigasporaceae. The record is from the annotation of a GenBank genome assembly.